This is a messenger RNA of Daktulosphaira vitifoliae (grape phylloxera), 1467 nucleotides long. RefSeq names its product hepatic triacylglycerol lipase-like. Gene Ontology annotation, molecular function: lipase activity. The transcript is spliced from 8 exons. Bases 167 to 1204 code for a protein of 345 amino acids. Lineage: Eukaryota; Metazoa; Arthropoda; Insecta; Hemiptera; Phylloxeridae. The record is from RefSeq and is a predicted model, not a curated record.
CCAACUAAAUGUAUUAACUAGGUACAUUUUAGAAGUCUUUAUGACAAAAUUAAUAUGAAAUUUUGUACACUAGCAUUAAUUAAAUAAUUUAAUACUUUAUUCUUAUUAAUUUAAAUUAUUUAUAAGCUUAUCGCAUCUAAAAUAUUCAACCACGUUAUUUAUAAUUAUGAACAUUAUAACUAUAAUAUUUUUUUCCUUCGUGUCCACGACAUGUGCUCUUCCACCAGCCACCGAUUAUCGAGCAACUUUUAUUCAAAUUAGCUUUGAUACAGAACCAAUUUGGUCGUUUUUAAGAUACAUGAUAGGAAUUAAUGAAUUUCUUGAAGCUGAAGAUGAUCACAGCAUAUUCUCUGCAUAUUCCAUUAGUCAUGGUGUUGACAUGUUUUUAAUGAACGAUCGUACAUACUUAAAUCCGGACGAAGUAAUAAUUGAAAAUCUACCUGAAGUAGCAAGAAAAUAUGAUAAGAAUUUACCACUUAAAGUACUCAUUAACGGAUGGAGUUCGGACAAUAAUGUAUUAAAGGACAUUCUUAUACCAGCUUACAUGGAGACAAGACAAAAUAAAGUCAACAUUUUGUUAGUGGACUGGACUGCAUUGGACCAAGAACACUAUUAUCCGAAAUCGUCAUUGGUGACAGGGGUGGUGGGUGAAAUGGUAGCUGAUAUGCUUAUUACAAUGGUAAGAAUAGGUAUGGUAAAAGUAGACGACAUCCACAUAAUUGGAUAUAGUAUGGGAGCCCAUAUUGCCGCUAUAAUAGGGGAAAAACUUAAGACUAGCCAAGGAGAACCAACAGUGGGCAGAAUAACUGGUAUUGAUCCUAUUACUCCAUGUGUUGAAAAUUCGUCGGUAGUAGACAAUUGCUUAAACAAAUCACGUGCACGGUUUGUUGAUGUUGUGCAAACAUUUACCGAGUACGAACAAGGCAAUCCUAUUGGAACAGCCGACUUUUACUUAAAAAUAAGUCCAGAUAAAGAUGAAGAUUCAAAUAAAUCGAAACAUACUAAUGAAAUCAAAAACGUUCAACUAUUUUCGAAUUCUAUCAGAAAUAGCAAUGUCUUAACAUGCUGUAUGUGGGAUGAUUUUUCGGAAAGUCUUUGCGGUCUUAGCAAACCUGUCAUUAUGGGAGAACAUUUAAAUAAAAUGAACCAAGGAAAAUAUUAUUGUCAUGACUCAGAAAGAAUUUAUAAAAAAAUUGAAAUGUAAGUAGGUAUUAUUAAAAGGUGCAAUAUUUAAAAUAUUGUUUAAAUUUGUUGUGUAUAUUUUAACAAUAAAAUAUAUAACUCCUUUUAUUUAACACAAAAAUAAUUAUUAUUUAAAUAGUUGAUACUUAAAGAUGAAAAUCUGUAAUCACCAACAAUUAUUUUGACUGGUGAUAGAAUUAAAUAAUUAUGUUAAUUUAACAUUAAAUCGGAUUAAAACACAAAAAACGGUUUAAACUAUUUAAUAAAUAUGAUAUUUCAAUUUAA